AUGAUUCCAAUGUUAUUUUGCCGACCGCGACCCAGUCAGGAGGAAGCCGGUGAGAAUUUGACCUUUCUCAACCCUGAUUACUAUUCAGCAAUUAGCAACUUUGGACGACUUAUUGGAUUGGCCAUGCUUUUAGUGGCAACUGCUGUUUACCUUUACUACACGGCAUGGACUCUACUCAUGCCCUUUGUCGAUGACGGCCAUCCACUCCAUGACCUCUUCCCACCCCGUGUCUGGGCAAUCCGUAUUCCCGUUAUCCUGACGCUACUCGGAUCUGCGGUCGUGGGUUCAUUCCUAGGUGUUGUUAUGAUUCGAAGUAAUCGGAAAAAGGCUGCCAAAGCGAAGGCAGCAUCGAAGAAGAAAGCUUGA
Molecule: messenger RNA, 366 nt
Organism: Histoplasma mississippiense
Lineage: Eukaryota; Fungi; Ascomycota; Eurotiomycetes; Onygenales; Ajellomycetaceae
Exons: 3
Coding region: 1-366 (121 amino acids)
Biological process (GO): GPI anchor biosynthetic process
Cellular component (GO): endoplasmic reticulum membrane; dolichol-phosphate-mannose synthase complex
Molecular function (GO): enzyme regulator activity
Source: RefSeq, a predicted model, not a curated record